AUGUUAAUGACGAACUUAAAUGAACCGCAAAAGCAAGAGGAUCAUUUGAUUGUCAAAGCACCGAACUCGAGUUAUUUGCUGAUACCAUCAAAUUGGUUUUUGAAUUCAACAAAACAACGUAUCAGUCAAGGAAGGAUUGGUUCAUUCAAAAAGAAUCCUACCGAAAGGAAAAAAGCACAUAAAGGAAGUGUGAUGACAGUCGGUACACGUGAACAUUGUGAAAAAUAUUUAAAACAAAUAGUAAUGAAUGAAAAGACUGAUGUCACCGAUGAGCAUUCUUUUUCAAUCGGACAAGUAGAGCAACAACACAUCAGAAUGAUUAAAAAUAAUAAUAAAAAUGAAGAAACGGAAACCGAAUCAGUAACAAGUUUAAAAUUGAAUGAAACACAGGAAAUACGAACAAAUAAACAUUCUCAGAUAGAACAUAAAGACCGACAACAAGCUGGAUUUAUGCAUUCUCGUAUUAUUUUGGGAGUUAGUGAUGAAAACACAUCGACAACAAAAAAGAAAAAGAAACCUCAAUCUGUUCUAUUGCCAAAAAUAGGCAAGAAAAAAGAUAACAAAGAAAAUUUACGUAUAAAUAAUGAGCCAGAACAAAGUAAUCAACAGCCUAGUACAUCAACAACAAAGUUAAGUCUCUCAGUAUUUCAACAAAUACUUCUCGAUGAUGAUGAAAUGCUAGUCGAUGAUGAUAUGGACGACGACUUUGCUGAGUUGAAUAGUCCGCCCGACGUCAACAUAUCCUAUCGAGAACGUUGUGAUACUCUACAAACGAAAAUUAUCAAAAUGAGAAAAAGAAUCAAAAAGUUAAAAGCAGAAAUAAAAAAUUUAAAGGUGUCAACUAUGCAAAGACCAGAACCUGAGAUGCAGCAGGCUAUUGUUGCUUUGGGUCGUCUUUUCCAAGCUCAAGCAUUGUCGGAUGAGCAGUUAGGUCAAUUUGCACAAGCAUUUGGAUUGGAUGUUAAUCAAGUCAUGGAAGCUGUUGGACCAUCAAUGCGUAAAACAGCACGUAGUUUGAUUAGAGCUAAAUAUGGUGAACAACGAUUGUCAAUGAUGACAACUAAGUAUGGUGUACCAAAAAAAGAACGAAAGUUAAUUCAUAAAUUUGUACAACUAUAUCAUCCAUUAGAAGCUUAUAAUCAUUAUCGCGUGGAAGAAGCAAUGGAUUCAGCAAUACGUUAUUAUCGUAUUAAACGAGAAAAAGCUGAAUUAAAACAACAUACAUUACAAUUGACACAUGAACAACAACAUUCAAUUGCUGCUGCUUCGCUGAAUAAUGCUGCUGAUAAUGAUGAUAUCGGUUCAAUAACUGACAGUGAAGUGACUGAAAACGAAUGA
Didymodactylos carnosus is the source of this 1338-nucleotide messenger RNA. NCBI's taxonomy places the organism in Eukaryota, Metazoa, Rotifera, Eurotatoria, Philodinida, Philodinidae. The record is from the annotation of a GenBank genome assembly.